Molecule: messenger RNA, 1052 nt
Organism: Felis catus (domestic cat)
Lineage: Eukaryota; Metazoa; Chordata; Mammalia; Carnivora; Felidae
Gene: OCM
Product: oncomodulin
Exons: 5
Coding region: 468-797 (109 amino acids)
Cellular component (GO): cytoplasm; nucleus
Molecular function (GO): calcium ion binding
Source: RefSeq, a predicted model, not a curated record
CAAACCCAAAAGCAAAAAAACCUUGAGGGAGGUCUCAAAUGCCCCGUUUUUCCUGCAAUUUUAGGUCUGGGGUUUGGGAAUGGUUGGGUGCUUUCCUCCAUGUUGCCUUUUUCGUGUGUGUGAUGUAGGAGAGAGCUGGGAAAUAUCAGAGUCAAGACUUCUUUGGAAAGUCGUCCAUCCAGUGCCAUUUGCUGUGAUGGACGAGUCUACUGUGUCCGUCUGACCCUGACUUGGGGUCAACCCUGGACCGAAGUCAGCCUCGCACGUCCACAGCCUCAGAGGUUAAGAGCAGACCUGCCUCAAACGGCAGCCACUGUCACCUGGGGAGCCCUUUCCAGUUUACAGAGCGCCUCCGUUUGCGUUCACCUCGUUUCAGCCACUCUGUCUUCUUUGCCAGGCUUCUGGUGUCUUCUCCACACCGCCCGUGGGGUUCGUUUGCAGAACUGAAACCCUAGUUAAGGUGGAAAAUGAGCAUCACAGACGUCCUUAGCGCUGACGACAUUGCCGCAGCCCUGCAGGAGUGCCAAGACCCAGAUACUUUUGAACCCCAAAAAUUCUUCCAGACGUCGGGCCUCUCCAAGAUGUCGGCCAGUCAGGUGAAGGAUGUUUUUCGGUUCAUAGACAAUGACCAGAGUGGGUAUCUGGAUGAAGAAGAGCUUAAGUUUUUCCUCCAGAAGUUUGAGAGCAGUGCUAGAGAGCUGACAGAGUCAGAAACCAAGUCCUUGAUGGCGGCUGCGGAUAAUGACGGUGACGGGAAAAUCGGGGCUGACGAAUUCCAGGAAAUGGUGCAUUCUUAAAAGCCGCAGGCUGUGGAGAUAGAGACAAUCAGCCAGAAGGCCUCCAAAGCCCCUGGAAAUGGGAAACCCACUACCUGCCCCUAAUUUAUGUAUUCAUUCCCCCGGAUGUGCUUCUCCAAUUUGCCCCCUGUUUUAGCGAGGUAACAAGGCAGUCACUCGUGAAUUUUCGGUGGUCAGUACGCCCUGAUGACUCCUGUAAGGCCCUUGGCAGACGAUGCCUUUAAAAUUCACCCAAUAAAGAUACGUUUCUCAUCA